GAGGAAGCCGAUAUUGAGGAGGAGCAUCAGGAAGAAGAACACAAAGAACAGCAAGCGGAGGGCGAGGAUGAGGAGGCCAAGGCGCAGGACGAAGAGGCUGAACGGAACACGGACGCUGAGCCGGAGGAGGACGCUGAGGAGGUAA
Dibothriocephalus latus is the source of this 145-nucleotide messenger RNA. The record is from the annotation of a GenBank genome assembly. Lineage: Eukaryota; Metazoa; Platyhelminthes; Cestoda; Diphyllobothriidea; Diphyllobothriidae.